UUGCAUCCUCCUUUCCCCCUUCAAUUAUUAGCCGCCUCUCUUUCGAUUCCGGUUCUCUACUGCGGCGGAUCGCAAUCACGAUAUUGGCUCGAUCGCAUGGCGGAGGCUUCGAUAUGUCACCUCGCUGAGUCCAGAUAAGUUUGACUCUCCUCCGGUUCCCAUUGCUUGUGAUCUGGAGUCAGGUCUGGGGAUUUCGCAUCGGAGUUGGUUCCUGAGCUCGGAAGUGGAUUCGUUGGUUGAUUUGGUGUAGAAACUGCGAGAAACGUGGGAUUUUGAUGGGGUUCCUUUUCAGGUCUGAAUAUUGUGAAGAAUCGUAGCUUUUUUGCAAGGAAAAGUCACUGACUUGUAUUAGAGAGAGGAAAUAAAAUAUUUUGGUUGGGCGAUUCUGUUUCUCAAGUCACAAAAUGGAGGGGAAUUUGCCUGCUGGAAGCAUGAUCCCAGGAGUUUCCUAUGGUAUGCUAGGUUUGCAAGGAAACAUGCAUAACCAUCAAAGCUCAAUGAUCCACCAGUCUAUGCAUGAUGAUUUCCCGAUGUCAGGCAAUCACCUGCAAGGAUCUGAUCAUCGAACAGGGGCUUCUGUCAUGGAUUACAGUAAAGGACAGCAUAACAAGACCUCCGUGAGCGAUGAUGACGAACCUAGCUUCAAUGACGAUGCCGGCGACGGCCAUCAAGAGGCUGGGAAAGGGAGGAAGGGAUCCCCAUGGCACCGCAUGAAGUGGACUGAUAGGAUGGUCAAGCUUUUAAUAACUGCUGUUUCUUACAUAGGCGAAGAUGCUACUUCUGAGUGUGGAGGGAGGAGGAAGUAUGCAAUCUUACAGAAAAAGGGGAAGUGGAAGGCCAUAUCAAAAGUGAUGGCCGAGAGAGGUUGUUAUGUUUCGCCUCAACAAUGCGAAGAUAAGUUCAAUGAUCUAAAUAAAAGGUACAAGAGACUCACCGAUAUUCUUGGCAGGGGCACAUCUUGCAAGGUUGUUGAGAAUCCAGCAUUAUUGAACCGUAUGAAUAACCUUUCUGAAAAGAUGAAGGAAGAUGUAAGGAAGAUUUUGAGCUCAAAACAUCUUUUCUAUGAGGAGAUGUGCUCGUAUCAUAAUUGUAACCGAUUGAAUUUACCCGCUGACCCAGCACUUCAACAUUCACUCCAGCUGGCGCUACGAAGUAGAGAUGAGCACGACACAAGGAGGGGCUCGCACGAAGAUGUCGAUGAAGAUGAUCAAAGUUCUGAUAGUGAUGAUGAGGAAGGAGAUGCUGAGGAGCAUAAUGCAGUGCGUGGUGACGUAUCAUGCUUUCCAAAGAGGAUGAAGCUUGGGGUGGACCAUGAGGCAGCAGUUUUUGGAAACCCAUCAGCUUCACACGGUUGUGGUAGAGGCCUCCAACCUCAAGGUUUGGCAGUCGAUAUGAACCAGGUGUUGCCAGAUGGAUCUAAAUCCACACUAGGACAACAACAAUGGGAUAAUUCUUAUUCUCUUCAGCUCGAAGAGAAGCGGUUGCAAAUUCAAGCUGAGAUGCUGGAACUUGAGAAGCAACGCUACAAGUGGCAAAGGUUUAGUAAGAAGAAAGACAGAGAACUAAACAAGAUGAGGAUGGAAAAUGAACGAAUGAAACUUGAGAAUGAACGUAUGUCCCUUGAGUUAAGGCAAAAGGAGAUAGAAAUGGAUCUCAUGUUAAAGAGGACCUAGCUAAGUUCCUUGGACACUCUGAAACUGUGCACCACCAAUAAGGUAAGCAUAGGUGAUUCGAGUCAUUUACUUGUAGCCAAGCUUUGAGGGUACUUUUUUUCUAGUAAAAGUACCAGUAGGCUUGUUAUAAUAGCAAUGAAACUCUUUUCUGAAAAUUCGAACUUCAACUUCUUCCCAAUGGCCUUGUAACUGAAGUAUCUUAAAAUUUUUCUCUUUCUCUAUAUUGAAUUGUUUUCCUUUCCUAUCAAA
This is a messenger RNA of Zingiber officinale, 1922 nucleotides long. RefSeq lists its product as uncharacterized. The record is from RefSeq and is a predicted model, not a curated record. The transcript has 2 exons. NCBI's taxonomy places the organism in Eukaryota, Viridiplantae, Streptophyta, Magnoliopsida, Zingiberales, Zingiberaceae. The coding region runs from base 405 to 1673 and encodes 422 amino acids.